AAAAAUAAAUCAAGUUAAUUUCAGAAGGGUGCAUAGUCGGGUUUUUUGUUCUGUUAUAAUAGUUGCGGAACUUCUGGACUUGUUGGUUAUUCUCGACAGCCGUUUAGAUAACCUAACAGAGCCUCAGAUCUUCCCCGCGCUCGCUCUCCCUUUCUCUGAGCAGUUAGCAGCAACUGUACCAGCAAGAAACUGAACCCGCCCUGCACACGCAUAGAAAAGAAAAUAAUUCAAAAAGCAAAAGCAAUUCUUCACAAAUUCAUUCAUAGACCAUGAGCAUCGAGCCUUUCAACAAGUUAGUGAAGCUUGUGGGGAGAGCGUUCUACGACGACAUUACCAAAGGAGAUAAUCAGCCCAAGACCGGCCGGAGCGACAAUAGGGGAAUCGCCGUGGUGGUGCUCGAUGCCCUCUCUAGACGACAAUGGGUCAGAGAAGAGGAUUUGGCAAAGGACUUGAAACUGCACUCAAAGCAACUUCGUCGUACUUUGCGAUUUUUUGAGGAGGAAAAACUGGUCACCAGAGAUCAUAGGAGAGAGACAGCUAAGGGUGCGAAGAUGCAUAAUGCUGCUGUUGCUGCCACGAUUGAUGGGCUACCUGCAAAAGAAGGGGAAGAGAAAGUUAAGAUGCACACUCACUCUUAUUGCUGUCUGGACUAUGCGCAGAUAUCCGAUGUGGUCAGGUACAGAGUGCAGCGUAUGAAGAAAAAACUGAAAGAUGAAUUGGAGGACAAGAACACUGUUCAGGAAUAUGUAUGCCCUAACUGUGGGAAAAGAUACAACGCUUUAGAUGCAUUGCAACUGGUUUCUAUGGAGGAUGAGUACUUCCACUGUGAAAGUUGUAAUGGGGAACUUGUGGCUGAGAGUGACAAGCUAGCUUCACAAGAAGUCGGAGAUGGAGAUGACAAUGCGAGGAGGCGACGGCGUGAAAAAUUGAAAGACUUGCUUCAAAAGAUGGAGGCACAACUAAAGCCUAUAUAUGAUCAACUUAAUAGAGUUAAAGACUUACCUGCUCCUGAAUUUGGAGGUCUCCAAGCUUGGGAAGCGCGAGCAAGUGCAGCUAAACGUGCAGAGAAUGGUGAAUCUAAUGGCAUGGAUCCCUCCAAAUCUUCUCAUGGGUUGGGUUAUGGUGGAACACCAAUGCCCUUUCUUGGAGAUACAAAGGUUGAAGUUGACUUUUCUGGGGUUGAAGGCAAGGGGAAGGAUAUCAAAUCUGAAGCUGAUGGUGCAGGCCUAAAAGUUUUGCCACCUUGGAUGAUCAAGCAAGGGAUGAACCUUACAAAGGAACAACGCGGAGAGGUCAAGCAGGAGGCAAAGAUGGAUGGCAGUGGCAGUUUAGCAGCUCCAGAAUACUCAGAGGACAAAAAGUUUAAUACUGAAAACAAUGAGAAGAAUUUACAGGAUGAGUACUUGAAAGCUUAUUACGCUGCUUUAAUAAAAAGACAAGAAGAAGAAGAAGCAAAGAAAGCACAGGAAUCCUCAGAAACACGUGUCUCUGAUGCUCCUUCCGGAAUGUCUCCUAGCCGUCAGGUCGGCAUGAAAUCAAAGCGUGAUGAGGAUGAAGGAGAUGAUAAUGUGGACUGGGAAGAGGCUCCAAUUACAGGUAAUGAAGAAAAUUACAAGGUCAAUGACUUGAAUGUGGAAGCUGAUGCUACAGCAGAGGCAGAGGCAGAGGAUGAGGAUGAUAUAGACUGGGAGGAAGGCUGAAAGUGCGACGACAGUAUUACACACUUUCAUGGGCUCGUCCCCAUCCUUGGAAGAAUUUGUAUACAUUGAACUUUGUGUUGGUACUGUUAGGAUUUAGGACUGACUGCUGUAAUUUUAGUGAAAAUAUCAUCAGAAUUAGUAUAAUUUAUGGGAAAUGUGUGGACAUUCUAUGCUUGAGAAUUACAGAAAUUGCUACUCCACUUCAUUCCCUCGCUCA
Molecule: messenger RNA, 1917 nt
Organism: Prunus persica (peach)
Lineage: Eukaryota; Viridiplantae; Streptophyta; Magnoliopsida; Rosales; Rosaceae
Product: general transcription factor IIE subunit 1
Exons: 10
Coding region: 270-1700 (476 amino acids)
Biological process (GO): transcription initiation at RNA polymerase II promoter; transcription open complex formation at RNA polymerase II promoter
Cellular component (GO): transcription factor TFIIE complex
Source: RefSeq, a predicted model, not a curated record